AAAGGGAGGCGGGGCGCUGAAAUGACAUUUCGGCCCCACCAACCAAGCGUAUUUGCCGAAGCCCCGUUGAUUAGCAGUAAUAAAGCGCUUUUUACAUCCGUACGGGAAGACGGAGCCAUAUAUUCAACCAGAUAGGUGGCAGACCACCUUUCGGGAAAAUGGCGGCGGGUAAUGUCAACCCGUUUAACGUGAGCGAUUCGGAGGAGGAAGCGGAGCACAGGCAGGAUGGCGCUGACACCGAGCGUAGCCCGAGUGAUGAAGCGCAAGGCCACAGCCUCGGUCCCUUUUCCCCGACAGCGUAUCCCGAGCCAACAGUUUUGUUGUCUAGCAACCGAACCAGCCCGAGCGUGGACGGUAUACCUGCAUCGGCCGCUACGGUGGCUGGUAUCGGAACCACGGAAACGCGGGUGUCGGUGGAUGCGAUCGCAGCGCAGCUUCUCCGGGAUCAGUACAUCCUCACGGCCCUGGAGCUGCACACCGAGCUCCUGGAGGCUGGACGGGAGCUGCCCCGGCUGCGGGAUUAUUUCUCCAAUCCGGGCAAUUUUGAAAGGCAGAGCGGCACUCCACCCGCAAGCAAGGAGCAGGGAGUCGGUCCUGGUCAACUUAAUCGUGCUGGCAGCAUCAGUACAUUGGACUCUUUGGAUUUUGCACGUUAUUCAGAUGAUGGCAACAGGGAGUCGGAUGAAAGAGUGGCAGUUCUGGAGUUUGAACUACGAAAAGCCAAGGAGACCAUUCAGGCUCUGCGUGCCAACUUGACACAGGCUGCAGAAUGUGAGAUCCACUCUCAAGAGAGGAAAAACUACAAAUCCAGUCCUGAAAUUCAGGAACCAAUCCGCUCUCUUGAAAAGCGAGCCUUAAACUUUUUAGUAAAUGAAUAUUUAUUAAAAAAUGAAUACAAAUUAACGUCCAUCACAUUCUCUGAUGAAAACGACGAUCAGGACUUUGAGUUGUGGGAUGAUGUGGGUCUUAACAUUCCCAAACCGUCAGACUUGCUCCAGCUCUACAGGAACUCUGGCAGCCUGCCGUUGCAUAAGGAUACCGUGGAUGUGGCCGUCGGUGUUGAUCCAAGCGAUUUUCCUGACGACAGCUAUUUACAGGAACCUGUGCAGCAAACUGAAAGCAUUCAGCAGCAAGAGACAGUUGUUCAGGAGCUGGAAUAUCAGAUCAAUUUGUUGAACAGUGAGAAACAGAGUCUGGCCGAACAGAUUAAGAAGCUCCAAAGUGAUAUCCAGGCUCUUCAAAGGAACGUCUCAUCAGAACCCUCAUCCGUAAUAAUAAACUCAGCUCAGUGUGGAAAAGACCCUCAGUGUGAUAAGACUCCUUUAGACAAUGGACAGUAUUUGGACAUACGGGGUGUCACAGAGACAGAUGACACCCCAGACUCCAACACUACAAAGACCUCAACUUCCACAACAACCUCUACUGACUGUACUGAUGGCACAACUCCUACUACACAACCUCACAACAAACUCAAGCCUAAGAGUCCACAAGUCAAAGGCUCAGUGCUGUUUGAUCAACCCAACAGAAAACUGUCUCCGGCCUUCCACCAAGCUCUUUUGUCCUUCUGUCGAAUGUCUGCUGACAGUAGGCUGGGCUCAGAGGUAUCUCGAAUCGCUGACAGUGAGCAGAGUGUUAUGCUCAUGCUGGGCCGCUGUCUGCCACACAUCGUACCCAAUGUCCUGCUGGCCAAACGCGAGAGAAUGGUUGUGCACCUCUGCAAGGAGCUGAUACCUCUCAUCCUCUGUACGGCUUGCCUGCAUCCAGAACCUAAAGAAAGAGACCAGCUGCUUCACAUCCUCUUUAAUCUUAUCAAGAGACCCGAUGAUGAACAGAGGCAGAUGAUCCUGACCGGGUGUGUGGCUUUCGCCCGCCACGUGGGUCCCACUCGGGUGGAGGCCGAACUUCUGCCACAAUGCUGGGAACAGAUAAACCACAAGUAUCCUGAGAGAAGACUUCUGGUGGCGGAAGCGUGCGGAGCACUGGCCCCUUAUUUACCAAAAGAGAUAAGAAGCUCCUUGGUUCUGUCCAUGCUCCAGCAGAUGUUGGCUGAAGAUAAAGCCGACAUGGUCCGAGAGGCGGUUGUAAAAAGUUUAGGCGUCAUCAUGGGCUACAUAGAUGAUCCAGAUAAAUACUCCCAGGGAUUCGAGCUGAUGCGGCUGUCUCUGGGUGACCCGUCGGAGAGAGUGGUCAGCGCCACCCACCAAGUCUUCAUUCCUGCCUUCGCUGCCUGGUGCACAGAAUUGGGCAACCUACAAUCCCAGCUUAUGCCAUCUCUCCUCACGAACAUCGAGAAACUGCUCAAGCAGGGUGAAUACAGUUUAGAUGAACACAAGCUGCAUAUCUAUCUGUCAGCUCUUCAGUCUCUCAUCCCGUCUCUGUUUGCGGUGCUUCUGCAAAACGCCCCCUUCACCAGCCGAGCCAAACUACAGGGCGACGUGCCACCUAUUGAGGUGACCCGGUUCCCGCGGCCGGCCUCCCCUUUGCAGGACGUGGCUACCAUCGUGGGCAGCCGAGAGCAGCUGGCAGUCCUGCUACAGUUAUAUGACCAUCAACUUCAACAUGAAGGAACUACAGGAUGGGACAGUUUGCUCUGGGUGGUUAACCAGUUUUUACCACAGAUUAUAGAGAUUGUUGGACGCAUCAAUGUCACUUCAUCCACCUGCGUCCAUGAAUUCUCCAGAUUCUUUUGGAGAUUUUGUCGAACGUUAGGGAAAAUCUUUACCAACACCAAGGUAAAACCUCAAUUCCAAGAAAUCCUGCGGCUAUCCGAGGAGAAUGUGGACGCCACAACAGGAAACGGUAUCCUUACCAAGGCAACAGUGCCCAUCUAUGCAACUGGAGUCUUGACCUGCUAUAAUCAGGAGGAGGACCGUAAACUCUUGGUGGGCUUUUUGGAGGAUGUCAUGACCACACUUUCUCUUUCCCAUGCUCCCCUCGACAGUCUAAAGGCUUCAUUUGUAGAGCUGGGGGCAAACCCAGCGUAUCAUGAGCUGCUACUGACAGUGCUGUGGUAUGGAGUGGUCCAUACAUCUGCACUGGUACGCUGCACCGCUGCCCGCAUGUUUGAGCUGUUGGUGAAGGGGGUGAAUGAAACGCUAGUAGCUCAGAGAGUUGUUCCAGCACUUAUCACUCUCUCCAGUGAUCCUGAAAUUUCAGUGAGGAUAGCCACAAUACCCGCCUUCGGAACAAUUAUGGAAACCGUAACGCAAAAAGAGCUGCUGGAGAGAGUGAAAAUGCAGCUGGCCUCAUUUCUGGAAGACCCCCAGUAUCAGGACCAGCAUUCUUUGCACAUGGAAAUUAUCAAAACAUUUGGGAGAGUAGGACCCAACGCAGAGCCCCGCUUCCGAGAUGAAUUUGUUCUUCCUCAUUUGCACAAACUGGCUCUUUGUAAUAACCAGCAGAUGGUGGAGAGUAAGAGAAUUGACAUUGCCACUCAACUAUUUGAGGCUUAUAGCGCCUUAUCCUGCUGUUUUAUUUCUGAAGAACUCAUGGUGAAUCAUUUCCUCCCUGGACUGAAAUGUUUGAGGACUGACAUGGAGCAGCUCUCUCCGGAGCAUGAGGUUAUUCUGAAUUCCAUGAUAAAGGAGUGUGAAAUAAAGCUGGAGAACAAAGGCAUCGGAGAGGCGCAAGGGUCCAUUUCUAUUGCGGCCAGUCUGGUGGGUGAGGACGCAAAGACCAAGUUUUUAAGUAAGAUGGGCCAGUUGACCACCUCAGGUGCUAUGCUGGCUAAUGUUUUCCAGAGAAAGAAAUGAGAGCUGCUCGGUGUGUUUUCCAUGAUCCUUUGCUGCCUGGGAUCAUCUACUUGAAGUCAAUAGUCUGCCUUUGUUUUAUUUGUCUUUGAUAUGUUUUAAAAUAUUUAUGUCUUAAAGUAUAUAUGUCAGCCUCCAAAGAAAUUUGCACUCAUGUUUUUUUUUGUCAUAUUUUUGUUUUAUUUUAGAUGCUUAUUUACAUCACUACUGUUUUUUUUUUAUGUGAACUUUAUGAAAUCGAAACACUGAUUCCUUCCUCGUCCUGUUGUCUCUAUGUAUUGCUGUGUCUCUGGAGAAUAUUUUCUAUAAGUGUGUAAAAUGAUCUGGGGUUUUGUUUCUCUUGUUUUGGAUAUGUUUCAAUCAUAAAUAACUGUAAAAUACAGUGAAUUAAGAGAACCAUACCUAAUAACAUGUAUAUUUGAAAUCAGUGUCAUAAGAUAAUAAAAGGCAAAGACCACUUGUGUACUUAUGUACAACUGA
This is a messenger RNA of Misgurnus anguillicaudatus (oriental weatherfish), 4229 nucleotides long. The record is from RefSeq and is a predicted model, not a curated record. NCBI's taxonomy places the organism in Eukaryota, Metazoa, Chordata, Actinopteri, Cypriniformes, Cobitidae.